This is a messenger RNA of Naegleria gruberi, 1056 nucleotides long. RefSeq lists its product as uncharacterized. Lineage: Eukaryota; Heterolobosea; Eutetramitea; Acrasida; Naegleriidae. The coding region runs from base 1 to 1056 and encodes 351 amino acids. The transcript has a single exon. The record is from RefSeq and is a predicted model, not a curated record.
AUGCAAUUCUCUUUGGAGUUUAUGCAGAAGAAAUAUUCAAUGAAUAUUCUCAAAAAAACAAACAUUAUGAUGAGCAAUAACUUGACUUCAAGUUGGAUAAAUGAAUAUUCCUCUCCUGCUCAUACCUGUACAGUUGAUGUUCUUUGUGGAAUGGUCACUCAAUUUUCAUCAUCAUUCUCAAACUACUCAAUUAACAAUCAAUGUAUUGAACCAAGUCUAAAUCUUGAUGUUAUUGAGUUUAUGCAGAGUUGGGAAUUAUUAAAGAUGAUGACAACUCCAAAGCAACAAUUAUUUAAUAGACAGCCUGUUGACAAGCCUUCUAUUCAACAAAUGUCAGCCUUCAAUAAUAUCCAAUGUACUAACAUCAGCUCAACAGUUAUGAAUUCUAUUGAUGAUCAUGAUGAUGAUAUGAAGGACACUCCACCACACUUAUCCAAAUCCCAUAUUGUAUUUCCAUCACCUCAACCAUCAACUCAACUGUUCCUAUCACCAACAAAAACAUUAUCUCUGACUCUUAACACCUCAUCUCCUCAUCAGCAACCAUUCAAUAACCAUAACGAAAAUAGCCUGACCAAUACCAUUUCUAAUACUGACACUGCUGAUCAAGUACUUUUAACCAAUUUAGAAUCAUAUCAAUUUCUGAUGAGCAUUAAGAAUCCUUAUCAACAAUAUGUGGAUCAAUCACCACCAUCAUCAUCAAUUGAAAUAUCCAUGAUGCCACUCCAACAACAAACUAAUGUAAACAAUACAUUCAAUGAUAAUCGUAUUCUAAAGAGAAAGAGAAAGAUUUCUAAUGUAUCUUCAUUCGAAUCAGAAAAGAGAAAAACCUCAAGUUCAUCCUCCUCAUCAUCUACAAGUAAUGUAUCCUCAAUUGGUAAUAACAGUUCAUUAUCAACAACAUUCAAAACUCCACUCAAUAAUUGUAUUGUAAUUUCAAAUCCAAAACAUUUGAAAAGAAGAAGAAAAUAUCAAAAGAGAAAGAAUUCAGCCAAUACAAAUCCAGCUCAAACUCAAAUGGAAUUUCAUUUUCCAGUAUGGACAUUUCAUUUAGAAUAA